CCCCGCGGCAAAAUUUGAAAACGAUUCCGUGGAGGACGGUAGAAAAACUGACGAAACCAACACAAGGAAACAGGGAAGACUAAACAAAAAAGUCAUGGCUCCCCGGAAAAGGACGACAAAACAGGCCAAAAACAACCCCAAGAUGGCCAAACUGGAGGCUUUUCUGGAGGAUUUCGACAGCGAGGUGAAGACCAGAGUUGGACAAAUGAAGGAGAAGAUAAACCAGCUGCUGAAAGAUGUUGAUAACGGCUACAACAUGGCGCUGAUUAAGCUCCCCAAGGCUCUGAGACAAAUGAAUUGGAUUGAGCAUUGCAAGUCUGAAAAGCCAAAGUCACCAGAAGUGAAUGAUUCAAAGAGAGACGAAGAAGUGGCAAUUGUUGAGAGUGUUGUGGCUGAAGACCAUGCAGUUCUUCUGAAAACAGUCAAGAAAACAUCGAAGAAAAAAGCUGGAGCCAAAUCCAGUUCAGAGGAUGAAAAUACCCCUAAUGCUACAAGAAAGACGAAAGCUACAAGAAAGCCUCCAACUACAUCAAAGAGAGCAAAAGCGCUGUCAAUUAAUAAGCAAAACACAUCCAUCCGACGAUCAAGCAGGAAGCCUUUGGUCACACCUGCGAGGAGCAUGUUGGAUUCUUCGCUGAUGAUGGGCUCUACUCCCCUCGUCACCCCACGCUUUGACCCAAGGCUUCCUAAGACCCCUGCUGUGAGAGUUCCCCGCCACAAAGAGAGGGUCUAUAGCAUUUCAGUCAACGGCUCUCCUAUUUCAGCAGGCAAUGAGGACAUCGUCAUAAAUGUCCCCAUCGGCAAUGGAGAGAGCAUUCAGCUGUUGGCCAGUCAGAUGGACUCGGUGGAUCUGUCUCUGCUGGAUGAGACCGCUCUGAAGAGCAUUCGCCAGCUACAGAAUCGCCUCACAGCACUGUGUGGAACUACAGAGUGAUGUAAACAUCUGCUGCUGACUUGUACAAUAGUGUACAAUACUUUCUUUUUUUAAAAUUUUAAUCUUUGUGUCUUUUUAUGCAGAUUUUAUUUUAUUUUAUUUUUUACAAAUAGGGUAGAUUUCUAAACAUUAAAUAAAGACAUUCUAUGCUCACUUCAAUGACAAAUUAAAAGAAAACCCUGAUGUAAAUGAUGUUUUCCAGGAUGCCAAGCCCUUGUCAAAAGGGCACCAGGACUCUGAAUGGUUUGACAUUAAACAUGUUAUGACAGUCUUUCACAAGAUUUCAACCUAAUUAGACAUCUAGAAUUAGGACCAAAGGUGUUCGACCACUGUCCACUUCCAUCAGAGUUCAGAAUGUCCAAACAAAACCAAGGAGCACUGAAGUCGUUCUGAAAACACGGGGUUGAAGAACCUCUGUCUGUGACACUUGAUGUUUUUUUUGUUUAAUUUGUCAGCCAUCUAUAUGUCCAGCAAAAUGUGCAACCUCCUUGUAAAAUACUCCUGUCAAUGUAUAAAUGUGGACUGUUGUUUUACAAUUUACAUCUGUUUGUUUUUCUUGUGGUUUUUGUCUGGACUUAUAUUUCGAUUUUUAUUUUCUGCUGCUGGGCUGAUCCAUCAGGGAAUCCUCUAAAACUUCUCUCAUCCUGUUCUGUUAUCGCCUUUUAUUUCCUUUGGCCAGUUUUUAAUAAAAACUUUAAAAACUGAAAUUUACAACUGUCAACACUUGAGACUAUCGGACAUUUUCUGUUUUUGCUGUGGUCCAUACUAUGGUUUUAUUGCCUGUUCUUUUAUACCUACACUUGUUUCACUUUGUCAGUUGUCUAGAAGCUGUCAUGUUGAAAUACAACUGUAAAUACUGUCUGUAAAACUGAUAAAGGAACAUGAAUCCUA
This is a messenger RNA of Sphaeramia orbicularis (orbiculate cardinalfish), 1825 nucleotides long. RefSeq names its product cell division cycle associated 8 (gene cdca8). NCBI's taxonomy places the organism in Eukaryota, Metazoa, Chordata, Actinopteri, Kurtiformes, Apogonidae. The record is from RefSeq and is a predicted model, not a curated record. Gene Ontology annotation, biological process: mitotic sister chromatid segregation. Gene Ontology annotation, cellular component: chromosome, centromeric region; spindle midzone; chromosome passenger complex. Bases 95 to 934 code for a protein of 279 amino acids. The transcript is spliced from 11 exons.